AUGGUACAUCUCACCAAUCGCCUUUUGCAAUGCAAGAAUCCCGCUGUACUUAAACUAGAAAGAUUAACGCGAACUGAUGACAAGGCUAUGCAAAACGCCUUGAGGCGAUACAUGUCAAGCUGGGAAGAUUACCAGAAAUUCAUCUCUCGUGUAGAUAGCUGGUAUACAAAACAUGAGAAGAAAUAUCUCCGGUACAUGGCGCUAUAUGGUAGAGAAAUUCUGACUGAAACGGAAUUCAAACGAGCAUUCGGAGACUUGAACGCACCACUCAGCGAGUUGGAAGUACACACACUAUAUCAAAUGCUUGACCCACAUGGAUCAGGUGAAGUCGAUUACACGAAGCUGUAUGAAGCAAUUUGGCUGACAUUGGCGGAUAAGUUUAUUGCCGACGAGAGCUUGUACACGAUGGGGCUUGAGCAGCAGAACAAAUGGUUGUUGUUGACAUUCAAAGUGCCGAGUUGUGAACCAUUCGAUAUGCCAACGACUUUCGAGCAACUGGUUGACUUAAGUUACACAGGCGCCAUGUUGCGUGCCAUUAUUCAGAACAGAAUACCAUGUAUUCCAAGCAGAUCUAUUGUCAUUUUCACAGAUGUUUCACGCUAUGCGGAGACCAUCAUUCAUUGCAGUCAGCAGCUGUAUGAUUCCCCUUAUGUAGGUGGUCCGAAAUGUGCACCGGAAGAGGCUGUGAUUUAUUACGAAUUUUCAAUGGGCCGUGUAGACUGUCCGCUUUUAACAAAUCUUCGCCUAACUGAUGAAAUCAAGAAAACUACGGAAAGUCAGACGGAAGACACGGCACGCUCUACCAACCAGGGACAGUCCAGCUGUUUUUAG
Dicrocoelium dendriticum is the source of this 831-nucleotide messenger RNA. Lineage: Eukaryota; Metazoa; Platyhelminthes; Trematoda; Plagiorchiida; Dicrocoeliidae. The record is from the annotation of a GenBank genome assembly.